ACAAGGGAGAGAGGAAGGAUCAACAGAAUCCAUACCUUUAAUUGAAUUGCGAAGAGAAAAGGAAUCAAAAGAUGAAGAAGAGAAGCAGGAUCCUCUGUCAGAAAUGGUGACGAGUGGAGACGAGUACGCUGAUGCUCGGUCCAACACGUCCGAGGACAAGAUAGACACGUCCCUUGUGAAAAAGAUGGAACACUUCCGCCAGCAGCAUUUCAAUGUAGAGCAGAAUAAGGAGAUAUCCCCUCCCCCCUCCGCAGGCUGUAACACUAACGUCCUCUUGAUGGUUCUACAUGGAGGAAAUUUGCUUGACAUGCACAUUGACCAUGUGCAAGCUUCCAAGAGAAGUGACUUCAGCACGAUCAAGUCAACGUUUGAGCAGGUGAUGAGGACCCAUUAUCCUGGUGCUGUGGGUCACAUCGCCUUUAGACUGGUAUCCUGCCCUCAGAUCUGUACAGAAACUGUCAACCUUCUUGCCAGCCUCAGUCCUUAUGGAUAUGAUUCCCAAACUCCAAAGUCCCAGGAAGCAUCAUUCUGGACCCAGGAUUUCGUACCUUUGGGAGCCAUUGCUUUGUUUGCAUCCUCUAAUCCAGAUUAUCAUGAAAGUGUCAAUAAAAUGGUGACCAAGGCCAACCUGGUGUACCAGGAUUUCCUCAGCUCAGGGGAGGGCAAGGGAUUUAAUGGGCAGGUGUGUCUGCUGGCGGAUUCCACUGGGUCCUUGAUGGCAUAUGAUGCUCUGACAAUGUCUGGUCUUCAUUUCGGGAGAGGAAUGAGUACAUACAACAGUAACAACAGUCUAAAUGAAAGUGACCCUGACCUCUCUAAGUGUUGUGACCUCAAAGACCGUGUGUGUAACACUGUAAUGUCUGACAAACAGUUAAAUAAGAGUGACACACCGUCUACAGACUAUAAACUGCGGCAGCAGAACUCGACCCAGAGACAGUCAGGGACCAACCUCCAUGUUAAUGAACCACCGGAGCAUGUCAGACGCACAAGCACGGGGAGUAACUUUGAUGGAACUUAUCUAAAACUGGACUUUGAGGUGUCUGAGUUCUUUAUGUUUGGUGCCCCUCUGGGUCUUGUGCUGGCCUAUAGGAGAAUGACCAUGAGGGAGGAUGCCCAAUCCCAAGGUCCCAUGUGCAAUCAGGUGUAUAAUUUGUUCCACUCCAGUGAUCCUUCGGCGGUGAGACUGGAGCCUCUUAUUCACGAUUCAUUCAAACUUAUUCCACCUGUAAAGAUCUCAAGGUACAACAAGUUUCCUUUAGGAAAUGGAGAACCUAUCAAUGUAGUGGAGACGGUACAGAGUAACCUGAAUUUGUUCACCAACCGUCACUGUUCAUCAGGUCCUCCGUUACAGAGACAGGGAAGCAUUACUAAUAACAUAUCUCAGAUGUCUGGAUUAGGAGAGUCCACAGUCUCCGUCAUCACCAAUGUGACAAGCUGGUGGUGGGGCAAUAAAAGAGUGGACUAUGUCCUGUAUUGCCCUGAGGACUGCCAUACAUUUCCAAUUUCUGCCCUUCCACAUUUCUUCCAUGCCAGCUUCUGGGAAUCUUCUGAUGUUACUUCCUUUAUCCUUCGUCAGGUGCUGCGGUACGAUUCAUCACUGUGUGAGAACAAAGGUGAUUAUUUAGAUCCACAGUCAAGUCUGAUUGGGAACUCUGCAUGUGAAAAAUGGCUAAAACGCACAACAGCCAUAAAGGUCAAGAAUUUACAUCCAAAUCACAGAGGAAAUGAUGUCAUGGUGCUGGAGGAUAAACCACAAGUUAUCACGGCAAGGUUCGAAUUCAUGUACGGGCCAUUGGAUGUCACGUCAUUGUCAGGCGAGAAAGUUGAUGUUCAUGUGAUGGAUCAACUCAACGGAGAAUGGCAGUACAUGGGAACUGAUGUAACAGAUAACAAUGGAAAACUUCAGUUUACAAUUCCAGCCAGUAAAAGUCUCCCACAGGGGAUGCAUCCAGUCAAAGUAGUGGUCAGGGGUGACCACAGUUCAGCCGACUUUUACCUGUGUGUCCUUCCCCCUAAAACAGAGACAAUUGUAUUCAGUAUUGAUGGCUCCUUCACGGCCAGUAGGUCAAUCUCGGGGAAGAAUCCAAGACUUAGACCAGGGGCUGUGGAUGUUGUCAGACACUGGCAGGAGCAUGGCUACCUGAUCCUGUACGUAACAGCUCGUCCAGACAUGCAACAUAAAAAUGUUGUCUCCUGGCUUGCAAUGCAUAACUUUCCCCAUGGAAUGGUAGCAUUCAAUGAUGGUCUAUCAAAGGAACCUAUGGAACAGAAACUAGCUUACCUCAAAUCCCUCCAAUCCGAGGCUCAGUUGCUGUUUAAGGCAGGUUAUGGCUCAAACAAGGAUAUCUAUGUGUACAAGGAGCUAGGCCUCACUCCCCAACAGAUAUAUAUAGUAGGAAAGUCCUCCAAAAAACACAUGGCCCAUGCUCAGGGCCUGAGUGAGGGAUACGCCGCCCACCUGAGUGACCUUCGUGCACCGGGAACCACCAGACAGGCGAUGGGCAAUGCAAGACUCUUCAUCCAGAAGGGAGUAUUUACCAAAACAUUCAAGUCGGAAGGUAAAAAAUCUGUGAAGAGGAUUUCUUCUAACCCGACCCCAGCAGGAGAUUUUGUAAAUAAACAUGAUGGACAUUUACAUACAACAAUAUCAGUAGCGCCAGAGGGACACACCAUCAUACAGCAAGGUGGCGCCACCAGUACCAGAGCACGGGAACGUCUCCAAAGGCAAACAUGACACUUAAAGAUGUUCCUAGAUAAUGAAUGUUACACAAGUUAAUCUCUUUUAUAUGCUUCCAUAAUAUUGAUAUAGUAUAUUUUGUGAUAACGAAGUUAAUGUCAUUUUUGUUAUUGUGUAAAGAUUAGCCAAUCUUGAAUUUUUUACCUUUAGAGAGAAAAUGCCCAAUAGCUUAGA
Molecule: messenger RNA, 2911 nt
Organism: Saccostrea cuccullata (small rock oyster)
Lineage: Eukaryota; Metazoa; Mollusca; Bivalvia; Ostreida; Ostreidae
Product: protein retinal degeneration B-like
Exons: 16
Coding region: 104-2734 (876 amino acids)
Cellular component (GO): COPII-coated ER to Golgi transport vesicle; cytoplasm
Molecular function (GO): metal ion binding; glycerophospholipase activity
Source: RefSeq, a predicted model, not a curated record